AAAGAGUUCCGAUUAUUGAAAGCGAAAGUAGGGUCGUGCCCAGAGACAAUAUUAGCAAAAUAUAAAUAGUAAAAAUACGUCUCUGGCUUAACCCAAACAGAGCCCCAUUUUGACGGGUUAAAUAUGGACCAUUUUAAAUUAGUGAGAGAUAUAUGGCCCUUAUUGAGAGAACAUUUGGUGGAUCCUUUAGAGAUUUUACCUGACAUUCAGGGAUUUACUGACGUUGACAAAGAGGACAUCAAGGCAGCCGCUCUAAGGAGCAAGAUUCAGGCUAUUGACAAACUUCAAGAAGCCUUAAGGAGGAGAAACUAUAGAUGUUUUCAAAGCUUUUUAUAUGCCUUACUGAAACACCAAUACGUAGAUUUGGCGAUGGAGAUUGCAGAGAGGGGUGGUAUUCAGCUGGAAUAUCCACCUAGAUUAACCUGUGCAAUGCAACAAAAUAUAACUUCGCCAAUCACUGGAAUAAGAAAUGUUCAAGUGUAUAGGGGAACAGCUCAGAUAUGUGCCCGACCAUGGUCACACUCCUCUAGUUCUUCAUCCUCAGACACUCGAAGCAUCCCGAGUAACACACGAAGUGCAGAACAGCAGGCUAGUGGAGGCACAGACGAGGACCAGUUAACUUCAGAAACAGAACUAGGAGAAGUGUCAGUUGAAAUUACUGACAGAUGGGCUGCUGAACUGAGUAAAAAUAAACUUUGGAGAGAACUGAGUAAAAAAAUGGGUUUCAAAAAGAAUAAAGUCAUGGAAAUAGAAAAAUCUGGCAAUGCUGGGGAUGCUUUUCUUGAUGAACUUACACUUCGUGGAUUCAAAGUGGCUGAUCUGAUGAAACAUCUUCAAGAUGAAAAGUUUUCAAGUUUUCUACAGAUCAUUAGAUUAGACCUUGGUGAAUCAAGUUUAAACAAUUUUAACAUUGGUACCUCACCAGUGGAAAGCGAUGCUAGAUUUGAAAAUGUUAUCCUGGGUCUACCUCCAUCCAGUGAUUCCUCGAGCAACUUGGAAGAAAAAAUUCAGAAUAAUUUGAUAGACUCCCCAGCACAGAGUUCAAGAAAUUUGUCAGAGUCUCGCUCAUCAAGUAGUUCAAGCUUUAACAAAAACUCAAAGCCAGAAAACAACACAGAUAGCAAUAAGCAUAGUAUCGAGGCUGUUACUCUGACAGGGCAUAAUGUUUCUUUUGGCUCUGGAAAAAAGUCUGGCCAAGAAGAGGACCAGCAACCCCAAAUGAUUCCGACUUUGACUUCCAGGUCUAAAGAAGGAACUGAGGUUAGUGACAUUAGCCCUAUUAUUAGAGAUACCCAAAAAGAAAUUGCUUUGGUAAAUAAGAAGAAAGAAUUGGAUAGUCCAUACGAUGAAAUAUACCAAAGGGAAGCUUCAGAACAACCUUCAAGUCUCGGUGCUGACUCUGCUCAUCAAACUUGUCCAAAGUCUACUUUUCUGGAUGAACAUUUAAACUCAUUAGGAAACUUAUCCGUGAAACCAAAAGAAUCAACAUCAAAGAGAUUCACCGGCCUAUUGUCUGAGGAGAACAUUGGGACCAGCACCAAAGCCGUGUCACAGACAGAGUCUUCGAGGUCCAGGGAACCAUUAGUCCACCAAGCACAAGAUGAUACAGCAAGUCAGAAGGGAUCAAGUUUAAUACAGGGGAUACGUGAUCUAACAAAUAAUUUAGAGCAAGUUGGGUUUGAAAAAGAUCCUCAUGCAGCAAGACCUUCUGGGAGUUCUAUUAAUAUUCCAGUCCAGCCAGUACCAACAGCCACAGAAGUUGGAAACCCCAUAGCCGCCCCUGAAUCAUCAACAAACCAAACUUCCCAGUUUGAUCUAUUCCAAUCAGAGUCAGGGCAGCAGUCUGCAGCAAAUCUCAUAGGAUCUCGACAAAUGCAGGGACCGUACACAUCUCCUGUUCCAGUAUCAGAUGAAUCAGAAGCAAAAAAUUUGGAAAUGGAAGCAAGUGCUCUUCGUGAGGACAUGGCAAAUCAGUCCAACACUGUAGGCUAUAGAGAUAUUCAGAACAGUAUACCGGAGCAAAAUCAGAGAUGUUUGGAGAAUAGGGAAUACCAUUCUUCCAUAGUGGACCAGUUUUGUUAUAGUGAAGGUGGAAGAUCACAGUCACAGGGUCGAUCUAAUUCAAGUAACGUACAGACUAAUGCUAGAGAGACUUCAGACAGGAGAGAGGGGUCUACAUUGGGAAGCAUGUCAAAUGUCUUAAAUGAUUGUCCCCAACUCAGUGAUAGUCUGCUUAAUGAAGAAACUCUUACAAGCAACAGCAGUUCUUAAUGAUGAAGACAAUAUUACAAAGGACAAGUAAAAAUGGAAUGUUUGAUGAUUGGAUGAUUUGUUAAACAGAAAGUAAAGAAUUUUUUAAAUAUUGUUGCUUUAUUUCAUUCAUUGACACAUGAUUUAAUAUUUGAAUUAUGUUUCAUGACAGAAAGGUCUUUCUUUCAAAAUGUAUUUGAGUAUUUCACAUGUUUGACCCACCUCCAAUCACAUUCUUUAAAGACAAUUAAGAAAUUUAAAUAAAGUAAUUAGAUUUUUAAUACAUGUCUAUAUGAAGAAUAUAGCCAUCAAGGUUGUCAACAUAGUUGAGAGAAAUAGACUAUGACUGAUGGGCAUGCUAGUUUAUUCUAUUAGAUAUAUAGAAGAAAAAAAUAAAAUUACGAUUUUAAUUUAUUUUGUGGUAUAUGUGAAAGAUUUUGUUUUAUAAAGUCGAUUCAUUACAAUGCAUAUUCUUUUAGUUUACAACAGUUACUGUGAUAAUAUUACGCAAAGAGCCAUAAAGCUUGUGCUUUGUUUUUGUUAACAUUGGUUGUAUACUAGCAAAAGUUUUGUUUCCUUAGAUCUUUUUACCUGCUUAUUAGUUAUGAACAUAAUUAAAUAGUUUCUAGC
Messenger RNA from Magallana angulata, 2880 nucleotides. RefSeq lists its product as uncharacterized. The record is from RefSeq and is a predicted model, not a curated record. Bases 124 to 2271 code for a protein of 715 amino acids. Lineage: Eukaryota; Metazoa; Mollusca; Bivalvia; Ostreida; Ostreidae. The transcript has 4 exons.